Messenger RNA from Mangifera indica (mango), 3661 nucleotides. RefSeq lists its product as uncharacterized. The record is from RefSeq and is a predicted model, not a curated record. The coding region runs from base 60 to 3377 and encodes 1105 amino acids. The transcript has 6 exons. NCBI's taxonomy places the organism in Eukaryota, Viridiplantae, Streptophyta, Magnoliopsida, Sapindales, Anacardiaceae. Gene Ontology annotation, molecular function: protein binding. Gene Ontology annotation, cellular component: mitochondrion.
AAGGCCUCAGAACAGAAACCCUGAAUCCUACCAAAUUUCUGCACUUCCUCCUCUCCCAAAUGACGCUUGUACGUUUGAGUUCAAUCCUCCGAAACAUCGAUUCUCAUUUAGCUCUCGGAAAUGUACCAGCAGUUCGCUCGUUCUCAACGCCAACAGAAAAACAGAGCUCCAGAAAUUCGAGAUGGAAAGGCUCAAUGCACGCUCUUUACCGUCGGAUCUCCGCGAUUGGCAACCCAAGGGUCUCAAUCGUUCCAAUAUUGGACCAGUGGGUCGAAAAAGGACGUCCUGUUGACAAAGAACAACUCCUAAUCUUCAUUAAAGAGCUGCGAUCUUACCGACGAUUCAGACACGCUCUCGAUAUUUCUAUGUGGAUGACUGACAAAAGAUACUUGCCACUUACACAUGGUGAUGUUGCCAUUCGGCUGGAUUUGAUAUCUAAAGUUCAUGGUACAGAACAAGCAGAAAAUUAUUUCAACAAUGUUCCAGAAAAAUUAAAGGGCCUUCCAGUUUAUAGUGCCCUACUUAACUGCUAUGUCCAUGCAAAAUCUGUUGAAAAAGCAGAGGCCACCAUGCAGAAAAUGAGGGAUCUGGGGUUAGCUCGGGCAACAUUGGAAUACAAUAUUCUUCUUAAUCUUUAUUAUCAUACUGCAAAUUACGAAAAACUUGAUAGUCUGAUGCAUGAGAUGCAAGAGAAAGGCAUUCGAUACAACAAAUAUACAUUGGGCAUACGCCUGAGUGCCUUUGGAGCAGCUACUGAUAUUGAGGGAAUUGAUAAGACUCUGGCAAUGAUGGAAUCAGAUCCUGAUUUUGUUUGGGACUGGACUGUUUACAGUAAUGCAGCUAGUGGGUAUGCAAAAGCUGGAAGUGUGGACAAAGCUGUGGAGAUGCUGAAGAAAUCUGAGGAACUAAUAAUUGGUGAAAAGAGCAACAGAGCAUAUGAGUUUCUUAUCACACUAUAUGCAAAAUUUGGGAAGAAAGAUGAUGUUUUAAGGCUUUGGGAACUCUAUAAAGUGAACCACAAGAUUUACAAUUCAGGCUAUAGAUAUGUCAUACCUUCUGUGUUGAAAUUUGAUGACUUUGAAAGUGCCCAGAAGAUAUUUGACGAGUGGGAAUUAGUAAAUGAAAACUAUGAUAUUAGGAUUUUAAACUUCAUGAUUGCUGCUCACUGCAGAAAAGGGCUUUUGCAGGAGGCAGAAACUCUUAUAGAUCGUGCAAAAUUAAAGGGAGGGAAGCCUAAUCAGAGAACAUGGUUCUGUAUGGCAAUUGGGUAUGUUAAGAAUAAUCAAACUCAAAAGGCAGUGGAAGCAAUGGAAGAAGCAUUGGUGGUUCGUCAAACUGGGUGGAAGCCUGGGAAGGAAAUUUUUGCUGCCUGUGUAAAAUAUUUUAAAGGUAAAGGAGAUAUUGAGGGAGCAGAGAAAUUCAUAAAAUCACUUCGGAACAAGGAUAUUAUUACUGUGGAGCUCCAAGAUAGAUUGUUGAGUUAUGUCCAGAGUGGGAAAUCAAACUCGGAUGGACUUAGCUAUUUUUCUGGUGAUUCUUUGAAUGAAAAUGGAGAAUCACAUUCAGAGCCUGAUGAUGAUAUCAGUGAAUCAAAAAUUAAAGAGAUACCUAGUUCUGGUACUUUGUCACAGAAAAGCUUGCUCGUGGUUAAGUUCAGAAAGAUGGGUCAGAAAUCCCAAGAGUGUAGAAUGUCAAGCAUCUACACAAAUACUACCAAUGAUCCAGAAGUCUUUAACUCGUAUAACGAACGGCUAGAAUUUAAAAAAGGCCGCAGAACAGAAACCCUAAACCCUCACAAAUUUCUGCGCUGUCUCCUUUCCCAAAUGACGCUUGUACGUUUGAGUACAAUCCUCCGAAACAUCGACUGUCAUUUCGCUCUUGGAAAUGUACCAGCAGUUCGCUCGGUCUCAAUAACAACAGAAAAACGGAGCUCCGGAAAUUCGAGAUGGAGAGGUUCAAUGCACGCUCUUUACCGUCGGAUCUCCCCGGUCGGCAACCCAAGGGUCUCAAUCGUUCCAAUAUUGGACCAGUGGGUCGAAGAAGGACGCCCUGUUAAGAAAGAACAACUCCUAAUCUUCAUUAAAGAGUUGCGAUCUUACCGACGAUUCAGACACGCUCUCGAAAUUUCUAUGUGGAUGACUGACAAGAGAUACUUGCCACUUACACCUGGUGAUGUUGCCAUUCGGCUGGAUUUGAUAUCUAAAGUUCAUGGUACAGAAGAAGCAGAAAAUUAUUUCAGCAGUGUUCCGGAGCAAUUAAAGGGCCUUCCGGUUUAUAGUUCCCUGCUUAACUGCUAUGUCAGUGCAAAAUCUGUUGAAAAAGCAGAGGCCACCAUGCAGAAAAUGAGGGAUCUGGGUUUAGCUCAGGCAUCACUGGAAUACAAUUCCCUUCUUAAUCUUUAUUAUCAUACUGCAAAUUACGAAAAACUUGAUAGUCUGAUGCAUGAGAUGCAAGAGAAAGGCAUUCGAUACAACAAAUUUACAUUGGGCAUACGCCUGAGUGCCUUUGGAGCAACUUCUGAUGUUGAGGGAAUUGAUAAGACUCUGGCAAUGAUGGAAUCAGAUCCUGAUUUUGUUUGGGACUGGACUGUUUACAGUAAUGCAGCUAGUGGGUAUGCAAAAGCUGGACUCAUGGACAAAGCUGUGGAGAUGCUGAAGAAAUCUGAGGAACUAAUAACUGGUGAAAAGAGCAAUAGAGCAUAUGAGUUUCUUAUCACACUAUAUGCAAAAUUUGGGAAGAAAGAUGAUGUUUUAAGACUUUGGGAACUCUAUAAAAAGAACCAUAAGAUUUACAAUAAAGGCUAUAUAUGUGUCAUACCUUCUGUGUUGAAAUUUGAUGACUUUGAAAGUGCCCAGAUGAUAUUUGAUGCGUGGGAAUCUGUAAAUGAAAACUAUGAUAUUAGGAUUUUAAACUUCAUGAUUGGUGCUUACAGUAGAAAAGGGCUUUUGCAGGAGGCAAAAACUCUUAUAGAUCGUGCAAAAUUAAAGGGAGGGAGGCCUAAUCAGAAAACAUGGCUCUCUAUGGCAGUUGGGUAUUUUAAGCAUAAUCAAACUCAAAAGGCAGUGGAAGCGAUGGAAGAAGCAUUAGUGGUUUGUCAAACUGGGUGGAAGCCCAGGAAGGAAAUUUUUGCUGCCUGUCUAAAAUAUUUUAAAGGUAAAGGAGAUAUUGAGGGAGCAGAGAAAUUCAUAAAAUUACUUCGGAACAAAGAUAUCAUUUUGGUGGAGCUCCAAGAUAAAUUGUUGAAUUAUGUCCAGAAUGGGAAAUCAAACUUGGAUGAACUCAGUGAUUUUUCUGGUGAUUCUUUGAAUGAAAAUGGAGAAUCACAUUCAGAGCCUGAGGAUGAUAUCAGUGAAUCUAAAAUUGAAGAGAUAGCUUGAAUAAGCGAGACCUAGAAGGUAAAAGGAACAUGAAGAUUUAUUUUGUGAAACACCUGCCAUUGUCUGUUUAUUGUGUUUGGAAGUAUAAUAUUUUGUUGCUGACUUUGAGAAAACGAAUUUGGCUUUUUGCAAUGUAAUGCAAAAGAAUAUUUAAAUUAAAUGUAAUAUGGCAUUUUAGCUCAACUAGAAGCAAAGAUUUAAGCUAUGUCGAAGAUUGUUACCAUUUAAAAUCCUUCAAACAUACUGGUUUGGUUGCUUAAAUCCAUUCAAUUGGUUGGCUUCAA